Messenger RNA from Phoenix dactylifera (date palm), 1067 nucleotides. Lineage: Eukaryota; Viridiplantae; Streptophyta; Magnoliopsida; Arecales; Arecaceae. The record is from RefSeq and is a predicted model, not a curated record.
UCACUUCAAACACGAGGUAUUCAGGAUCAUUUUGAUCGAUCAAAAGUUCUGAUUAAUAGUCCUCAAAAUAGGCACACAGAAAUUUACAUGAGCGGGUUAGUCGCCGCCUAGUGCUUCUCGACGCACUUUACGGUGAAGGCGGCCGUAUUCCUCUUUAGGCCGCCGAAUGGAUACGACCACGCCUUCUCCUGCCGCCACGUCACCACGACGUCCCUCCAGUGGGACCCACCGACCUCCUCCCCGCCGUCAAUAAAUACCCCUCCCCUCCUCCUCGCUUCUUCCCUUUUCUCCCGCUUCCCUCCUCCCCUCCCCUACCUUAAUUCUUAUUUACAAAUAGGUCCUCCACGAUGUCCUUGGAUGAAUUUUUUUCAAUCCCUUUCCCGGCCCUCGAAGGCGAGUUCGGCUUCACCCCCUGGCCGGCCCCGGCCCCGGCCCCGACCCCGACUCCGACCGCCAGUCUAGAAGAACCACUUGAUGUUCUCAACUGGACCUCUGAAUCUCCUCUGGUUUCACCAAUCAGUGAGCUUUGCGAGAACCAGGCCGCCCUUUCGCCGUCCGAGAAGCGCCGGCUGAAGCGCAGGAUCUCGAACCGCUUGUCAGCCCGCCGCUCCCGCAUGCGAAAGCAGCACGAACUCGAGGAGCUCCGGAGCCAGGUAGCCCGGCUCCGCUCCGAGAACCAAGACCUCGUCGACCGGCUCAUCGACGUCUCCAACCUCUGCCUCCUCUUCCGCCACGACAACGACCGGCUCCGCGCCUAUUCCGCCGCCCUCCACCGCCGUCUCUUCGAGCUCCGCCGCCACAUCGUCCUCCAGUAGCUUCGCCUACUCCCUUCUCCCCCGCCGCCGGCGCCGGUCUGCGCCAGCAGCGGCUUUGCUUCCGCAUACGAACAGACCCUCGCGUCGCUAAUCGCUUAAAAUAUUUAAAACUUGGGAAAUUUUUAAAUUGGAUAAUGUGGAAAGAGAUGGAAAAGAGUCAAAGAAAGCCAGCCACUGCUCUCUCUCUUCAACAUAAAUUUAUGGCGGGAAUUUGCCGGGCUUUGCUUUUGUUGGAAAAGCGGUUUGUGUAAA